Paramuricea clavata is the source of this 1155-nucleotide messenger RNA. The record is from the annotation of a GenBank genome assembly. NCBI's taxonomy places the organism in Eukaryota, Metazoa, Cnidaria, Anthozoa, Malacalcyonacea, Plexauridae.
AUGGAACCCGAGGUUGUCCGUGUAAAGGUAGAAAUGUAGUGUGUUCGGCAGAAUGUCAUUGUGGCACGCGUGCAAAACCUUGCCAAAAUAAGGUAAAGCAAUCUAAACUUUUAUAUGUUCACAACUUUGUUUAUAUUCCAGGAAUUAUAAUAAAUAAUUUGUCUGACUUUGAUAUAGGGAACAGCCGCUAUUCCUGAAAGACAAUUAAAACGCAAAACAGCAGGAAAUCCAAGACAAGGUUUUCGCCUUACUCACGCGACUACAGAGUCGUAUGUACUUCAAUUAAUUGUGUAAACGUUCUCUGGUUAAAAAAGAUUUAUUUAUUAACAAGCUUUCGACUGCCAGUCUGCAGUCUUCGACGGGUAGAUUUAUGAAGACGAAGACUGCAGAUUGUAGACUAUAAUAAAUCUACAGUCUGCAGAUUGAAGACUGCAGACUGUAGAUUUAUGUAGACGAAUACUGCAGACUGGCAGUCGAAAGCUUGUUAAUAAAUAAAUCUUUUUUAACCAGAGAACGUUUACACAAUUAAUUAUGAAUCCUGGUUUCGCUUCCAACAUUUUUAAAUGUAUGUACUUCACUUUAAAAUAAUAUUUUAAUAAUAUAAAAGAACAAUUGAUGAUUUCAUAUUACACAUAUCUAGUAGUAGCAUAACAUAUACAGUAUACAAUGUCUUGUCAGGGUUUUGCAUUGAUAACUAUUAAAUCUUGUUCUACUGACAGCACUGUAUUUAUUUUAGAAAUUGAUAUCUACACUAGACGCCAAUACGGUGAAAAAGCUAGCUAUUCGUAGUUUACGCAGAGGUAUUGGUAGUAUGGACUACAUCGACACACUAAUGAUAAUGGAGGAUGACCUUGAUGAAGAUGAUCAGGAUGCAGAAAGGUUAGCUGCAUUUGGUGAAUCAUCCAAUGAUAAUCCAUUAAACUCUGGUACAGACCCUUCUCAGAGUCCUUCCCACCCUCAAGACCCAAAUCCAACACCAGAACCCACACUUGAAUCGGUGCCAGAUUGGUGCACAUGUGGCAAAUGCAGACCAAUGCCACAAGAGGUUGAGAACAAAUGUUGUAGGCAAAAGAAAUGCAUAACCUCAACUUCCCGUUUUGCAAAAUUAUGCCUUGAUCCAGAUGUGCUGGAGCUUUGUAUCCGCAAUAGGAGUGA